AUGGGCUUCGAUGUGGACAGGUGCAUAGAGCUGCACAACCGCAUCGUCGCCCACGCCCGCUCGCACCUUCCUAACCACCAACCAAAAAUCCAACGCAGCUGGUUCGCCGCACACUCACUAGACCCUUCAUCUCCAGGUUUGGGUUUUGAAGCCGAUGAUGAACUCACAGCCUUCCUAUCAGGCAUCGACAUUGUCGUGCCCGAAGAGCAUCAGCACCUGGCCUUUAACCCCUUGCUUGUCGGUAUCCCACCGCCUUCCCGCCUGAUCCCCGACAUGUGGCUUGACAUGUUAGAAGAACACGAGGAUUACAUCUUGCUCUACAUGGGUACUGGAUAUGAUCCAGGUGGUCUUGUGUACAGUCAUUCGACGCAGCAAGUAUGCUACCUGGAUACCCCAUAUCUCGAACCAAGUGACCUCUAUUGGGGCGAUCUUCACAAUGUGCUGGAAAUUUACUGGAACUGUGUUGAGUCGGGCAAAUUCGUCAUCGAUGUAGAAUGCCCGGGCUUUGGUGAGAGAGAUAACCUUACUACGCAGGGAUGGAGGAUAGAGGAGUGGACGAACCUAGAACUGGAGGGCGCGCUGGAGGCGUGGCAUAGUUUAGUGGACACUAUCACUAAAAGGCUGCCGGGAACAAAAGGGACAGAGGACGACGGAGAGUCUCAACAGAAUGGGAGGGAAGAAGAGGCGGAUGCGUGUCUGAUCCCUUCCGAGAUCCUGGAGCAACAUCCUGCCAUCCCACCUUUCGCACGCGCAUUCCUCUCCCGAGCAAAAAAACCGACCUUUACUUCCAUCGCUCCGCAACUAGACGUUCCGAACGAAGCUUUUAUCCACCGUAUAGGGGCCAAAUUACAGGAACUGCAUCCCAACGCUUCUCUCACCACCCGGCAACAUGAAAUUGACCAUCUGCCCAACUUUCUCUUGUUCCCAUGGCGUACACGAGGCUUUCAAUUCGUUUUUCAGUCUGAUCGUGACCGAUGGCAGAACAAACCAGGACGUACCUACACCCUUGACAACCGCGCCGGUCUAUAUCUGACUCCCGAUGGGACACAUGCACACUCCGUCUCUCUAAUCCUCCCUUUUCCACUCGGAGCUCAUGGUCACGUUCGCAAAAAUGAUGGAACUACGGUGGCGCGAGACUGCCAAGGUCAAGCUGUUUUGUAUCAGCACGGGAUGUGUUUUCCUUUUUUGUCUGCUCAUGGGACGCCGUUGGCUGCUGUCCUCGCCAACUGGUGGGAACUGGUUGAGAACGAGGUAUGGCACGUUGAUGAGGAUGGGGUCGUCGGUGGGGAAGAUAUAUGGAAAGAAGCGGACACAGAAGAGAAUGCCGAUGAUUAUCAGACGAAUUGGAGCUGCUUUUGA
Molecule: messenger RNA, 1359 nt
Organism: Alternaria atra
Lineage: Eukaryota; Fungi; Ascomycota; Dothideomycetes; Pleosporales; Pleosporaceae
Exons: 1
Coding region: 1-1359 (452 amino acids)
Source: RefSeq, a predicted model, not a curated record